UCUGGCUAAUACCUUCCUGAGUGUACAUAAGCCAGGUGAGAGGGAAGCCCCUCUGCUGUACAGGUACAGCUGCAAUACUCUCAGUCUGCUGCGCCAUGAGGCUCUGAGGCGUUUCCUCUGCACCUAUGACUAACACCAGCCACGUCUUGUCUCCCGUGUUGCCUCUGACGAGCUUCGGCAACGUGCUGGUGUUUCUUUUCAGCAUCACUUUGGCUGCAGCGAUCAUCUACCUGAACGUGUCCGUGCUCCUCACCAUCCUUCUGAGCAGAGCGCUGCGCAGCGAGAACCGCUUCAUGUACAUGCUGAGCACCUGCCUCAGCGACAUCUGCACCGGCGUCUCCUAUUACUACGUCGGUGCGCUCGAUGUGAAGGACCAUUACCAGUCCCCGACCCGAACCUUUUACAUCGCGCCCACGUUCCUGGGCCUGUCCUUCAUGGCCAUCCUGGCCGCGCAGGCGGACCGGUACCAUGCCAUAAUGUCCCCCUUUAAAUACGCCCUGCGCAUGACCAGAAACAAGACCCUGGUGGUCAUCUUCGCCUACUGGUUCUAUGCCUUCUUCAUCGUGGCUGUGCAGAACCUGGUCCCGGUAGGGACCGCCAGUAAGGUCACCAGCAUCGGUACGUUCAUCGGGAACAUAUUCGUCGUGGUUAUAAUGAUAGGCCUGAACAUCAGGCUGUUCAUCAUCGCCACCUUCCAGCUGGGCAGAGAGCCGCCCUCCGAGGAGAGGGACAACAAGCGCUCCUCGGUGUACCUCAUACUGCUGGUGGCUGGGUUUUUCCUGGUCGCCUGGAUCCCCUUGUUCUGUCACAUUAUCGUCUGCAACUUUAUUGGCACCACCUGCUACUCCUUUAGGAACGAAGGCACCGACCCCCUUCGCAUCCUGCCCAGGAUCAACGCUGCGCUGACUCCCGUUCUGUACCUGAGAGGGUGCAAAGCGCUCAGAGUGGCGCUCUUCUCCACGGUGUGGAGACCCUGUUGUAAAAACAGGUUGCUUCACCGACAGCUUGGCCCCUCCAAGAUCCCAGUCCAGGCUUAGUUGGAUGGAUUUUUGAGUCAACAUUAUAUUUACUUGUGCCCUGUCUGUUCUUAAUUUGGUGUGCCUUUUGUUUAAACCUGUUUUAAUAUUUCAGCAUAAUAAUUUUUAUUAGGUUAAUUUGCUCAAUGUUCCAGCCUGUUAUCCCAGAUUAUUAAUGGACAGUGAUCAUAUUACAUUUUAGAUAUUUUUUUCCUGUUGUUGUAGCUUUAUUGCCAUUUAAUUGUCUUAGUUGUCUAAAUCACAUGAUGGGUUGCAGCUUUCAAAGAAAGGUGCGUGUGUAAAGAUGUGGAACCUUAUGCUGGAUGCUUAAGCAGUUAUAGUUCCAAAAUAGCAAAAAUAAAUCAGUUUCUGUGACUGUGUUUCAUACACACAUUUUUGUCAAUCCAGUUACAAUUCAGAACUUUUGCUUUUAUUUUUUUAGUAUUUUUUUAUUAGUUAGCUGCUGCUGUGUUCAACUGCUCUGAUCAUCCACAUGUUUUUUCUAUCUGUCUGUUUAAAUGUUGCUUCAUUGACAGUGUGGCCCCUCCAAGCAACCUACCCUGGCUUAUUAGAGCAGGUCGCUGGGUGUUUAAGUCAGCAUUCGGUUGACACAAUGUUAAAGUCUCUCAUUUUCUCAGUUGCUUUUUGUUGGGAAUUUGUUAUUAAUAUUUAAUCGUUAACAACCACUGGCUUCACUUUAAUUAGGCUAUUUGUGUCAUACUGAGAACUGUUAAACCCAAAUAACUGUUGAAGCUUAUUGAUGGACACUGAUUAUGUUGCAUUUGAAAUGUAGAUUUGUGUUUUUUUAUUUAUUUGUUUUACUUUAUUUUAGUAGUAAAACAUACUAUGUGAAUUUUAAAUUUCAUCUCAAUACUAUCUACCUGGUUUUUGUUACAUCACCAACUGUCCCGCAAUUUAAUCCUAUUUAAAAUAUUUUACAGUUCAGUAAUAUAUUACGUUUCUUUGCAUGAUUUUUGUUGCUGUGCAG
This is a messenger RNA of Fundulus heteroclitus (mummichog), 2004 nucleotides long. Its product is annotated as melanocyte-stimulating hormone receptor-like. Gene Ontology annotation, molecular function: G protein-coupled receptor activity. The record is from RefSeq and is a predicted model, not a curated record. Gene Ontology annotation, cellular component: membrane. The transcript has 2 exons. The coding region runs from base 126 to 1037 and encodes 303 amino acids. Gene Ontology annotation, biological process: G protein-coupled receptor signaling pathway. NCBI's taxonomy places the organism in Eukaryota, Metazoa, Chordata, Actinopteri, Cyprinodontiformes, Fundulidae.